Erigeron canadensis is the source of this 904-nucleotide messenger RNA. RefSeq names its product dehydration-responsive element-binding protein 3-like. The transcript is spliced from 2 exons. Gene Ontology annotation, molecular function: DNA-binding transcription factor activity; DNA binding. The record is from RefSeq and is a predicted model, not a curated record. Lineage: Eukaryota; Viridiplantae; Streptophyta; Magnoliopsida; Asterales; Asteraceae. Gene Ontology annotation, biological process: regulation of DNA-templated transcription. The coding region runs from base 93 to 782 and encodes 229 amino acids.
UCACGAAUAUUCCAUACAAUUAUGUAAGUAACCCAUUCCCUACAUAUAACCCCCAAAAAAGCUUUUGCAUUCUAUUAAAUUGUAUUCCAUCAAUGGCUUCCAUUCCUCAAGCUUCCGAACCCGGUUCAUCAUCUUCUUCUUCUACUUCAUAUUCUGGUUCUCUCGCAUCUCGUACACCGGUCAUUUUAGAACCCGAGGCUAAACCGUGUGAAGAACGUAAGACGAAUAAAAGAAAUCGUAAAGAUGUUAGUUACAAACAUCCUGUUUUUCGUGGAGUUAGAAUGCGUAGUUGGGGAAAAUGGGUGUCCGAAAUAAGACAACCUAGAAAAAAAUCGCGCAUUUGGCUUGGAACGUUUUCGACUGCUGAAAUGGCUGCUCGAGCUCACGAUGUUGCUGCCUUGUCAAUAAAAGGUCAUGCGGCUAUUCUUAAUUUCCCCGAACUCAAAGACACAUUACCUCGUCCCGUGUCUCUAUCGCCACGAGACGUUCAAGAAGCCGCAGCUAAAGCUGCGACAAUGCAAACACCACCAAAACCGUUGUCACAACCAGCAACAUUGGCCGAGUCAAAUACGGUAGAAGAACUUGGUGAGAUUAUUGAGUUGCCAAGUUUAGAAGGGUGUUUGGACUCAUCCGAGUCGUCUACCGAGUUAGUGAUGAUUGACUCGGUAGUGGAUGAAUGGGUGUAUCCGUCAUGGGCAGUGGCGGACAUUGAUGGUUUUCUUGAUUAUAUUUCCGAUCAAGUGGUGGAUAAUGGUGGUAAUACGUUUACAUGGGAUUGUUAAUUAGUUACUACUUUUAUAUAAUAUUGUUUAUUGUUUAUAUACAUAUACAUAUAUAUAUACACUUUUUUCAUUAUGUCAAUAUAUAUUAUGACAAUAUAUACAUUAGUUUGACCUUGAUUUCA